Messenger RNA from Neohortaea acidophila, 3401 nucleotides. Its product is annotated as glycosyltransferase family 20-domain-containing protein. The transcript has 4 exons. The record is from RefSeq and is a predicted model, not a curated record. Gene Ontology annotation, molecular function: catalytic activity. Gene Ontology annotation, biological process: trehalose biosynthetic process. Bases 321 to 3266 code for a protein of 981 amino acids. Lineage: Eukaryota; Fungi; Ascomycota; Dothideomycetes; Mycosphaerellales; Teratosphaeriaceae. Gene Ontology annotation, cellular component: cytosol; alpha,alpha-trehalose-phosphate synthase complex (UDP-forming).
GUUCCCUCGCCAAGACGCGUGUUAAUUUCCACCGUAAAGGGAAGGAGCAAUGCGGCCGGAGCGAGGCAGACGGGCCCUGCCUCAACUUUGUCCCCCCUGCAAACAAACACACGCCGCUUCGUGCAUUCACGAAACGCACCAUCACCAUCCGUCAGGCAUCCGCCACCUCAUUCACACACAGACUGCUUCUCCUGCCUGCUUUUGAACUCACAAUCACCUCUCUCUCUUCAUCACGGCCGCGUCUCAGCAGCCAUCGCGUCCUCCUUCCGUCUAGCCACCCUCCUUCCUCAUCGACGCGUUAAGGCCGCCAUCUCAACACCAUGGCCACCACGCACGUCGUAGCGCUAUUUCUGCCCAACACGCUCAAGUUCCCUCAGGGGAUGAAGGGCAAGGCUCCGACGCGUGCUCCAUCGCCGCGCUCUGCAACUCCCGCCUCUGCAGCUCCCACCUCUGCAGCUCCCGCCUCAACAGCUCCGCCCUCUGCAGCCCCGGCAUCCCCUCCUCAAGCAGACAGCCCUCAAGCAGACCGUACGUCGCGUGUUGAGGAACGCAUGAGCCCGCCCAUCAAGCUGCUCAGGUCAGCAAGCGCGACGAGCCUGUUUGGCCUAGAGGCGGUGGCGGCGGAGACGAAGGAGACGACCCUAAACACCAGUGCAAGCUCUCAGCAGCUUUGCGUUGAUCCCUCGACUGCAGACUACUCCAAACGCCACGUCGCCAAGUUCAGUGAUCCCCGAUCGCUCGUGCAAAGCGACGCAGAGGCGUCACCCUGGGGAGCGGCACAACCCUUCAACCAGCCACGCUCAAAAGCUGGCCCCCUGCCUUCAAGCUCCGUCUUGGACUUUACUAAAGUCAACGACCAGCUGAAGAAGCAGAAACCUCGCCCCGCCGAGAAACACGCCACACCUCCCACCCCUCGUGAUUCCCGCGGCGGCAGCGGUGAGCGUACCACCGAGUCUCCGUCAUGGAUCGUCGAGCCAGCACUUCGCGGCAACGGUGGCUUGACCAACGCCAUGCGUGCAGUCACGCAAGCUGGGCUGAUGGAGGUGUCUUGGAUCGGCACACUCGGCUUCCCGACCGAUGCCCUCAAAAGCAGCACGCGUGAGCAGGUUGAUGACCACUUCCUCAACGAGUACAACUCAGCCGUCGUCUACUGCACCGACAAAGAUCUCCACGGACACUAUCAUGGCUACUGCAAGACCAUCUUGUGGCCGAUCCUCCACUACCACAUCCCUGACCACCCGAAGAACAAGGCCUAUUGUGAUCACAGCUAUGAGUUCUAUUACAACGUCAAUCGCGCAUUUGCAGACAAGGUCAUUGAGUCCUACAGACGUGGAGACACGAUCUGGGUUCACGAUUACCAUCUCCUCCUCGUUCCAGGAAUGGUCCGCGAGAAGCUCCCCAACGCUCAGAUCGGCUUCUUCCUGCACACAGCAUUCCCGUCUUCGGAGGUGGUUCGCUGCCUGCCCACCCGCCGCACACUGCUCGAGGGCAUGCUGGGUGCCAAUCUGGUCGCCUUCCAGACGCUGGAGUACGCCCAACACUUCCUCCAGGCGUGUAGCCGGCUUCUCAACCUCGAAACCACCGAGGAAGGGGUGCAGUUUCCCGAUCGCUUCAUCAAUGUCACCAGCCAAGCCAUCGGCGUCAAUCCGCCCGCACUCCACGAAGCUCGUCAAGACGCAGAAGUUGAGAAGUGGAUCGACAUCAUGAAAGACACAUACGGGAACAAGAAGCUCAUCGUUGCGCGAGACAAGCUCGAUAGCGUUCACGGCAUCGAGCAGAAGCUCCUCGGAUACGAGAACUUCCUGAGCAACUAUCCCGCGUGGGUGGAGAAAACAAUCUUGAUACAAGUGGCCACGUCGGCGGAUCAGGAGACUGACCUUCUCCGGAAAGUGACCAGGAUCAUCUCGCGCAUCAAUGACAAGCAUGCAGAUUUGUGGCAUAGGCCGGUGAUCUUCUUGAAGCAAGACAUCAACUUUGCUCAAUGCCUCGCUCUGCUCAGUGCUGGCGAUUGCUUGAUGAUCACACCCGUUCGCGAUGGCAUGAGCCUUUCCGCUGCCGAUUAUGCAAUCUGUCAAGACGGCAGCCUGGGCGGGAAGAAGCAUGGCACUCUGAUCCUGAGCGAGUUCUCGGGAAGCUCGGAGGUGCUUCACGGCCACAUCUCCGUGAAUCCGUGGGACAACAACAUGAUGGGCGCCGCGAUCAACCAGGCACUGGAAAUGAGUGACGCGGAGAAGCAGCAGCGCUGGAGCCACCUGCACGCCAGUGUCUUGCGUCACACGGGACUGCACUGGGCCGAAGAGCUCAACCAUCUUCUCGGGAAAGCAUAUGAUGAGCAAUCCCAGCGCUCUUCGAUUGCAGUACCACGUCUGUCGGCCACUCUCCUCUGUGAGAAGUACUUGCAGACGAGCCGUCGCGUCUUUUUCAUCGACUACGAAGGCACGCUGGCCCCCCACAAGACCAGUUCCGGCAUCUCCUUGGUCCAACCUCAGCGCAUCAUCGACGUCUUGCAUGAGCUGAUGGCGGAUCCUAAGAAUACUGUCUACGUCAUGUCAGGACGUAGCGUGGAGGAGCUCAGCGUCAUUUUCCGCACUGCCCCGGGCCUGGGCCUCAUCGCAGAGAAUGGGUGCUUCAUGCGCAAAGCCGGCAAGAAAGCCGCCGAAUGGCGACCCUUGAUCGACGUGAACCACGCCAACCGCUGGAAGAAAGAAGUCAAGCAGGUUCUUCAGUACUUCCUGGAGCGCUCCGAAGGCAGCUUCCUCGAAGAGCGCCAGUGCAGCGUGCGUUUCCACUACGCCAAGGUGGAAGACCAGGUCGCUGCUGUGCGAGUGGCUGGCGACUUCGCAGAGCAGAUCAACAGCGGCUGCAAGCCGUUCGGCAUCCACGCAAUCCCCCUCCCCGGCGCCGUCCUCAUCGAGCCCUCGGACGCCAACAAAGCCACCGCCGCCGCGCGCAUCUUCGACUCCAUCACCAAGAAGCAAAGCACCGCCGGGGGCUACGCGUCGCCGCCGCAGUUCCUGCUGGUCGCUGGCGACGACCGCGAGGACGAAGUCGCCUUCCGCUGGGCCAACAAUCUCGGCAAGCAAGGAAUCGUGAAGCAGGUUUCCACCAUCUCGGUAGGAAGCCGUGGAACGGAGGCGCAGGCGGCGCUGGUGCAGGGGUCGACGGGGUUGCUGGGUGUUUUGGAGAAGCUGGGCAAGGUCUCGCGCGGAGAGCCGGUAAGCGAGUCGUUUGGUGGUGCUGGUGGGCGCUCGCUGGUCCCCUCUUAGUGUGAGAAUAGGGAAGAUUGAGCGUGCGUGGGUGUGGUUUGGGGCCUGGGGGGUUGAUCGUGGGCAUGAGAGAUGCCCUUUGGGCAGUAUAGUUAUUUAGCUCUAGCCCUUCGUAUCGAAUGCGUUGCUUCUGCC